ACCAGAUCAUUUUAAUUAAAGUCAUGACUUUAUUUGAGGUGUUUCCAUCUUUAGAAACUGGUGUUGUUUUGAAAGUCUGUGAAGCGUUGCAUCCCGUUAGACGGACUCAGUUUCUCACUGAUGUUUUUAGUGCGUGGAGGUUUUUUAUGAUGUGGUUCUGAGUCGAUGUGUCUCACGUCCUUCAGGGAGAAGGCUCAGAUCAUGAAGAAGAGCGGGAUGAAGCGAGUCCUGCUGCUGGGUUCAGGAUACGUCUCCGGACCCGUAGUUGAGUAUUUGACCCGCGAUGAGGGGACGCAGGUCACUGUGGCGUCGAUGCUGCUGAAGCAGGCAGAGGAGCUGGCGGCCAAAUAUCCAAACACCAUCCCCAUCAUGCUGGACGCCAGCAGCCAGGAGGGACACCUGGACUCUCUGAUCAAAGAUCACGACAUAGUCAUCAGCAUGCUGCCGUACUCGCUUCACCCGCUCAUCGCCAAACACUGCAUCAAGAGGAAGGUCAACAUGGUGACAGCCAGCUACCUGAGUCCCGCCAUGAAGGAGCUGCAGAGCAGUGCGGAGGAGGCGGGCAUCACCAUCGUGAAUGAGAUGGGACUGGACCCGGGAAUCGAUCACAUGCUGGCCAUGGAGUGUAUCGACAAGGCCAAAGCUGACGGCUGCACCGUGGAGUCCUACAGCUCGUUCUGCGGCGGACUUCCUGCCCCUGAGUGUUCGGACAAUCCUCUGCGCUACAAGUUCAGCUGGAGUCCGUACGGCGUCCUCCUCAACACCAUCAGCCCCGCCGUCUUCCUCCAAGACAACGAGGUGGUGAGCAUCCCGGCCGGCGGCUCUCUGAUGGAGUCCACCGCGCCGAUGGACUUCUUCCCUGGUUUCAAUCUGGAGGGAUUUCCAAACCGUGACAGCACCAAGUACGCCGAACCGUACGGCAUCCAGACAGCACACACACUCAUCAGAGGAACACUGCGCUUCAAGGGCUUCUCAAAGGCCAUGAGUGGGUUUGUCAAACUGGGUCUAAUCAACAGCGAGCCCUGUCCCAUAUUACAGCGCACUUCGUCUCCUGUUUCCUGGAGAGACCUCCUCUGUGAGCAGAUCGGCGUGUCCCCCUCCGUCUCCCAGGACGCCUUCGAAGAAGCCGUAUACGAACGUGUGGGAAAGGACGACUUUGUGAUGGAAACUCUGAGAUGGUUUGGGAUGCUGAGCGACGAGUCGGUGCUUCACGCCGACAGCGCGCUGGCUGCUCUGACGAAACAUCUGGAAGCCAAACUCUCCUUCGAUAAGGGCGAGCGAGACAUGAUCGUCAUGAGGAACGACGUCGGGCUGCGCCACCCAACUGGCGAGCUGGAGACCAAACACAUCAGCCUGGUGGUGUACGGCGACCCCUUCGGCUUCUCCGCCAUGGCCAAAACUGUAGGAUACCCAGCAGCCAUUGCUGCUCGCAUGGUCCUUGAUGGUGAAAUCAGCACAAAGGGAUUAGUGGUUCCGAUGACGAAGGAUGUCUACGGGCCGGCGCUGGCCCGACUGAAGGAGGAAGGACUUCAGUUCAUGUCCAAGAGCACGCUGCUGGAGUAAAGCUGAACAGAGCAGACCAGAAAUCACUGUAAAUACAGAGAACAUUUUCAAAUCCUCAUUUCAGCUGCCUUUUCAACGACUUUAUCACGACUGGAUUUUUCCAAAAGACUCACACUGACCUUUUUUCUCAUGUUUAAGGUUCUCUUUUUAAUUGACAGCCGAGCGGCUGACAGAAGAAAUAUGUCUUUUUUUCUUUUCUUUUUCAAAUAAUUAUAUAAAUGUUUAAAAGGGGAAUAAAGGUUGACCUUUCAAAAUUCGCUUCCUUUCAAAAACACGGGAAAAAAGGCAAUAAGCACCUUGGUAAGAAAAGUUCUGCAAAUUGAAAGAAAUUAUUAGAAAACUAUUUUUUAAAAACACUUCUUUACCGGUACUUUCCUU
Molecule: messenger RNA, 1941 nt
Organism: Plectropomus leopardus (leopard coralgrouper)
Lineage: Eukaryota; Metazoa; Chordata; Actinopteri; Perciformes; Serranidae
Source: RefSeq, a predicted model, not a curated record